This is a messenger RNA of Fonsecaea multimorphosa CBS 102226, 1002 nucleotides long. RefSeq lists its product as uncharacterized. The transcript is spliced from 3 exons. Lineage: Eukaryota; Fungi; Ascomycota; Eurotiomycetes; Chaetothyriales; Herpotrichiellaceae. The record is from RefSeq and is a predicted model, not a curated record. The coding region runs from base 1 to 1002 and encodes 333 amino acids.
AUGCCGACCUUGAUGUUCUCUGCCCUCUUUCUCGUUCUCAUACCACGCCUGGCCUCGGCGACAUGCUAUUGGCAAAAUAGCACGCUGGCUCCUGAUGAUCCAUACUCAAUAGCCCCUGACGACACGGCGUGUUUCCCGGAUCAAGAGAACUCGGCUUGUUGCGGGACAGGAUGGACGUGUCUCUCAGACGGAGUGUGUUAUAUUGAGCAAGAUGGGAACAGUUACUAUUACCGGGGCACAUGCACAGAUCGCACCUGGGACAGUCAGCAAUGCCCCGGAUGGUGCUUUGCUCAGAAUGCCAACACGUCAAUACCUUUACUUAAAUGUGACACAGCACAAGACUGGUACUGUUGCCCAGGAGAUUCUGAGUGUAGCUGUGACACGGGAAAGGAUGCGAUCAAGCUUGGGGAUACCCAACCGAGUACAGUCACCGUUAUUGGAAGCACCAGUUGGCCCGGGAUUUCGUCUACCACCACCCCCUUCGUCCAGACAAGCCCUCUCGUGGCCAAUGGCACCAGCACAAGCGAAUCCGGCGGACUCACUCAGAGCACUAGCAGCACUCAGACCACUAGUACCAGCACGAGUUCUACCACCAGCGGAAGUGCUGCAGCAGCAUCUGCGACAUCAAGCACACCUGCACCAUCCAAGGGUGGCGGGUCGAGCAACACGGGGCUUGCGGCAGGACUGGGGGCUGGGUUGGGAGCGGCGGCAGUGAUCAUAGGCGUCCUUGUCUUCUUCUUGAUUCGCAAGAGACGUCGUAGCAGUGGUGCAGUUGGGGACAGCGGUCUCCUCGACCAUCACCAGAUGAUGCAAAAGCCAUUCUCCAUGGCAUCUCAACCCGCGUCUCCUUACCCGCCGGCGGAAGCACCGACCCUUCCCCAGUACCGCCGGCCUGAAUUGGCAGGGGCUGGGGAAUACGACAGGGCAGAGAUGCCAGCCGGACAGAACGGAGACGGGCUCCACCACCGACGGAGUACAGAACGGGCUGAACUUGGUCCGUGA